This is a messenger RNA of Dichotomopilus funicola, 2013 nucleotides long. Its product is annotated as P-loop containing nucleoside triphosphate hydrolase protein. Bases 1 to 2013 code for a protein of 670 amino acids. Gene Ontology annotation, molecular function: ATP binding; hydrolase activity; DNA binding. The record is from RefSeq and is a predicted model, not a curated record. Lineage: Eukaryota; Fungi; Ascomycota; Sordariomycetes; Sordariales; Chaetomiaceae. The transcript is spliced from 4 exons.
AUGCCCCCCACAUCACCAUCGCCAGCUCGUAUCCCACCCCCCACACGCGCGAGAGCCUCGAAGAAUAACACCUUCUCUGCCUCGCUCCAGUGUGUCAGUCCCACUUGGGACGGACCUAACCCUGACCCUGACCCUGUUACGGAUGAACCGCCAGCCACUGCUUCUGCCCCCACGGGCGUGAAACUAAGGGACUAUCAGGAGGAGUGUAUCCAGACUGUUUUAGCGGCCUUUGAGCAGGGCCAUAAGCGGAUUGGUAUCUCGCUGGCUACGGGGAGUGGCAAGACCGUUCCGCGGUCCGAGUUGGCCACCCAGACUCUGAUCGUAGCCCACCGACGCGAGCUUGUUGAGCAAGCCGCUCGGCACUGCUCUAACACGUACCCGGACCAGACCGUCGAGCUCGAGCUGGGCAAACUGGCGGCCUCGGGCACGGCCGACAUCACCGUGGCCAGCCUCCAGAGUAUCCUCUCACGCGACCGGUACCUCAAGUUUGACCCGGACCGGUUCAAGCUCGUCUUAGUGGAUGAGGCCCACCACAUCGUGGCCCCCGGCUAUCUGAAGCUGCUGGAGCACAUGGGUCUCCGGCAUAAACAAGCCAACUCGCCAAACCUCGUCGGCGUGUCCGCCACCUUUGGCCGCUUCGACGGUGUCAGCCUGGGCGCCGUCAUCGACGAGAUCGUGUACCACAAGGACUACGUCGACAUGAUCAGCGAAAAGUGGCUCAGCGACGUCCUAUUCACCACCGUCAAGAGCAACGUCGAUCUCUCCCAAGUCAGGAGAAAGGGUAAAGGAGGCAGCGGCGAGUUCGAAACCGACUCGCUCUCACGGGCUGUCAACACCACUGAACUCAACGACGUCGUCGUCCGGACCUGGUUCGCCAAGGCAGCAAACAGAAAGUCGACACUGGUGUUCUGCGUCGACCUCAACCACCUUACAUCCCUAACACAGCGGUUUCGCCACUACGGCGUCGACGCCCGCUUCGUGACCGGCGACACGCCCACCCGCGAACGCGCCGAGCGCCUGGACGCUUUCAAGAACGGCGAAUACCCGGUCCUUGUCAACUGCGGCGUCUUCACCGAAGGGACCGACAUCCCCAAUAUCGACUGCGUCUUGUUGGCCCGGCCCACCCGGUCUCGGAACCUCCUGAUCCAGAUGAUCGGCCGCGGCAUGAGGCUUCACAACAACAAGAAGGAUUGCCAUGUCAUCGAUAUGGUCGCCGGGCUCGAGGCUGGUAUCGUGAGCACCCCGACGCUGUUUGGUCUAGACCCCGAUGAGUUAGUGUCCGAGGUCACAGCAGAAGAAAUGUAUGAACUGGCGGACCGCAAAGAAGCGGAAUUGGAGCGGGAAUCCCGCGCGAAGGAAAACCUCCCCGCCGACGAGCCGGCCUCGCAGCGCUCGUACAACGUCACCUUUACCGAAUACGAUUCCAUCUUCGACCUGAUUUCCGAUUCCUCCGGCGAGAAGCACGUCCGCUCCAUCAGCCGGCUCGCUUGGGUGCAGAUAUCGCCCGAUAAAUACAUCCUAAAUGGGAGCGGCAAAACAUACCUCAAGAUAGAGCGGGUCCCCAAUGCUGGGCCCGACGAGCCCCAGUACAAAGCUUUCGAAGUCAGGGAGCUGCCGUCGAGCUCCAACUCCAAGUCGCCCUAUGCGGCCCCUCGCGAGGUGCUCAGCGCACACACUUUCGUCGACGCCAUCCACGGUUGUGACAAGUACGCCAGCGAGAAAUACCCCUUCUUUGUCAUCGGUGCCUUCUUAAAUUGGAGGAAGGACCCCGCGACCCCGGGGCAACUCAAGUUUCUAAACCAACUCCGGGGCACUGGCGAGGAGCUGGGGCCGAAUGAUAUUACCAAAGGCGCGGCCGGUGACAUGAUCAUCAAGCUCCGGCAUGGCGCCCGCGGUCGCUUUGCUGCUCUCGAGGCUGCGAGGAAGAGGCAGGUCAAACUGGCUGCCAUUGAUGAACUGAAUCGCGAGAGGAAGCUCAACGAGGUGGUCUCGGUCGGACCUCUCAAUGCCUAA